AUGACUGUGAUUGGAGGGAACCAGUCACCUUGCUAUCACUCUUCUCCACACUCUGGUAGUUUGGAAUCUUCAAUAUGGCCAUUACCAUCACCUCAAAAGAUGUUCACGCUGCUACGUCGUUCCCAUGCAGAUAUUGAUAUUGCGGGUUUGACGAUAGCAAUCGUCGUAACUUUCACUCGUCUCGGUAUUCGAAUCAAGAACAGAAAAUUAGGAUGGGACGAUUUCUGGGCCACCUUCAGCAUUAUCGGCGCAGCACUGCUGAUGACCGGAGUACUAAUCAUUCUUGAUCCAAAACCAUCGAUGAGCCAACUAACCCGCGUCGCGGGCUAUUACAUAACGUCAGAAGGGUUCUAUACAAUCGUCUGGACCUCACGGCUUUCCAUCCUAUGCACUAUCAUUCGUAUAGCUCCUCCAGGAACUAUGCGAAAAAUCCUCUUAGUAGUCGGGUCCUUAUUUGGGGUUAUGUGGAUUUUCCUCGCUAUGCAAGAAAUCUUCAUUUGUGAGAGGGAGCCAGAUUGGAAAGCAGCGGUACCAACACAAUGCCACCUAGGAAAAUCAGUGGCUAUCACCCAAUUGAUCACUGAUAUUAUUGCCGACCUUUGUCUACUCAUCGCUCCUUUACGGCUCUUCUGGAACUCCAUGCUGCCUAGUGGACAUCGGAUGCGGUUGAAUAUAGUAUUUUCUACCUGCCUUUUGACGACAAUCGUUUCCCUUGUUCAUGCGUAUUGGAUAUUUGCCAAUCUCGGUUUGAAUGAGAUCUUCACCGGAAUCUUCGAGACGACAAUAUCCAUGAUAGUAGCCAGCCUUAAUGUCCUCGUGGGAUUCCUAUACCACACCAUGACCAAAGGAAGCUCUUUACCAUCGGAGCGUACUGGCACAGGUGCUCAAGGAAUUGAACUUCACGGACGUUCUGUAGCCACUGGUCCAAUAUCAGUGGACAUCACUACGACAACCUAUACUGAUGCUGAAGCCGGAGCCUUCAAAGCGUCUAACAAACGGCAUCAGGAUAUAUACAAUGACGGAUUAUACGAGGAAGGAGACAAAAAAUCGGAAAUUGUCCAGUUCAGAGGAUACUGA
Lentinula edodes (shiitake mushroom) is the source of this 1077-nucleotide messenger RNA. RefSeq lists its product as uncharacterized. The transcript has 8 exons. The coding region runs from base 1 to 1077 and encodes 358 amino acids. NCBI's taxonomy places the organism in Eukaryota, Fungi, Basidiomycota, Agaricomycetes, Agaricales, Omphalotaceae. The record is from RefSeq and is a predicted model, not a curated record.